Molecule: messenger RNA, 434 nt
Organism: Corapipo altera (White-ruffed manakin)
Lineage: Eukaryota; Metazoa; Chordata; Aves; Passeriformes; Pipridae
Gene: MRPS18B
Product: mitochondrial ribosomal protein S18B
Exons: 3
Coding region: 84-413 (109 amino acids)
Biological process (GO): mitochondrial translation
Cellular component (GO): mitochondrion
Molecular function (GO): structural constituent of ribosome
Source: RefSeq, a predicted model, not a curated record
UCCCCCAGAACGUGAAGCUCCUGGAUCAGUUUAUUUGCCCCCACUCGGGGGUUGUUUUCCAUCCCACCCACACCGGGGUCUGCAUGAGGCAGCACAAGCUCCUGUCCAAGGCCAUCGCCCAGGCCCAGGACCACGGGCUGCUGUGGCUGCAGGUCCCCUACGUCCCCGCCCCCCGUGAGGACUUUUCCAACCGGCACCCGGCGGUGGGAAAGACGCCCCCGGCGCCGGCGCUGAGGGGCCCCGGCGGGUUCUGGUACAGCUGGUACGAGCGGCGGCCGCCGCCCCCCGCCGAGAUCGCGCGGAUGCGCCGCCUCUACCGCGGCUUCCUCAAGGGAGAGGAGGCUCCGCCGGCCGUCCCGGGGACACCCCCGGAGGCCCCUCAGAGCCCCGCCGGGGAGAAACGGGCAGAAUAAAGCGGUUAAAAACCCCUCAAA